This is a messenger RNA of Cyprinus carpio (common carp), 2407 nucleotides long. Its product is annotated as sodium- and chloride-dependent neutral and basic amino acid transporter B(0+)-like. Gene Ontology annotation, molecular function: L-proline transmembrane transporter activity. Gene Ontology annotation, biological process: sodium ion transmembrane transport. Gene Ontology annotation, cellular component: membrane. NCBI's taxonomy places the organism in Eukaryota, Metazoa, Chordata, Actinopteri, Cypriniformes, Cyprinidae. The record is from RefSeq and is a predicted model, not a curated record.
UCGCUCUUGACACUGUGCUGAAGAAUGAGGAAAUACGGCUUGAACAACAUUACAGGAGUACUAUCCAAGAACUCCGUUGCAGCAGAGCAGGAUAACAUUGAAUCUAACAGGCCAGAUCCCAAUGUUAGGCAGGAAGAUGAGAACACUGAAAGGGGAAACUGGAGCAGCAAAAGAGAGUACAUGCUGUCUAUGAUCGGCUAUGCAGUAGGUCUUGGAAAUGUGUGGAGAUUUCCCUACUUGGCUUACAAACAUGGGGGAGGGGCCUUCCUCAUCCCCUACACUAUCAUGCUGGCUGUUGCUGGUCUUCCUUUAUUCUUCAUGGAGAGCUCUUUUGGACAGUUCUGCAGCCAAGGCCCCAUCAAUGUGUGGAAAGCAGUGCCUAUACUACAAGGUGUUGGAAUCACAAUGAUGCUGGUUAGCAUUUUUGUGGCAAUCUACUAUAAUGUGAUCAUUGCAUAUAGUAUCUACUACCUUUUUGCAUCUUUUCAAUAUCCUCUCCCUUGGAGUGUCAAGGACUGCAGCUCAACAGCUUACAACAUUACUACUGCAUCACUGAAUGUGACUUCUGAGAAUCAAACCUGCCAGAAUGAAUUUUCAGCAGGCCAGAGCCCCAGCGAGAAAUACUGGGAUGAGGUGGCUCUUCAGCGUACUAGCAGUAUGAAUGAGACAGGGCCGGUGGUUUGGCACCUGGCCCUUUGCCUGCUGCUCGCCUGGAUACUAGUCGGAGGAGCUCUCUUCAAAGGCAUAAAGUCCUCUGGAAAGGUGGUGUAUUUCACAGCUACUUUCCCAUACAUCGUUCUUUUUAUUCUACUGGUCCGUGGUGCGACUCUGGAGGGAGCAAAAGAUGGCAUUGAGUUCUAUAUCGGUUCAAAGUCCAACCUCACUAAACUGGCUGAUGCUGAGGUUUGGAAGGAUGCAGCUACUCAGAUCUUCUUUUCUCUCUCUGUUGCCUGGGGUGGUUUGAUGGCUCUGUCCUCUUACAAUAAGUUUUACAACAACUGCUACCAAGACUCCAUUAUAGUGUGUGUUACAAACUGUGGCACCAGUGUCUUUGCUGGCUUUGCCAUCUUUUCAAUUCUUGGACACAUGGCGCAUGUCUAUCAGAGACCAGUGUCAGAAGUUGCAGAUGCUGGUUUUGCAUUGGCCUUCAUUGCGUACCCUGAUGCUCUUUCUAAGCUGCCCAUUUCACCCCUGUGGUCAAUCCUGUUCUUCCUAAUGCUUAUUACCCUCGGCUUGGACUCCCAGUUUGCAGGAAUAGAGGUUAUCGCCACCUGCCUCCAGGAUGCCUAUCCCAAAGUUUUAAAGUCCAAACGAGGAAUUGUUACAACAGCAGUCUGCAUUGUUCUCUUUUUGCUCGGCUUGCCAUGUGUCACUGGGGCAGGAAUAUAUUGGGUGAAUUUAAUUGACACUUUUUGUGCUGGAUGGAUUCUCUUGGUCGCUGGAUUACUGGAGGUCUUAGGUCUAUCCAUCCUGUAUGGUGGAAAUCGAUUCAUCAAAGACAUUGAGAUGAUGAUUGGGACUAAGAGCGCCCUCUUCUGGUUAUGGUGGAGAGCUUGUUGGUUUUUUAUCACUCCAGUGGUUCUUUCUAUUAUUCUUGUAUGGUCUUUGUACACUUUCACUUCCCCCACAUAUGGAUCAGUUGCAUAUCCAGAUUGGGGCAUUUCUCUGGGCUGGUGUAUAAGUGCAUUUUGCCUCAUUUGGAUCCCCAUUGUUGCAGUCUGGAAAGUAUACAAAGCAAGUGGAGGCCCCUGGCAGCGUAUCAAAGCAGCCUGUUCACCCACAGAGGACUGGGGACCUUACUUGGAGUGCCACAGAGGGGAGCGCUAUGGUACGAGUGGAGCGACUGAUGCAAAUAUAUUUGUUAUCUCAAAUAAAUUCACAACUAGUUUAUAAAAAUAAAAAAAUUAUGUUCAAGAAUAGUUUUUUAAAGUAUUUGUAUAUAUGCAUAUGUAGCACUACAGUAAAUACUACUAAUAUUUUAAUGUAUAUAGUUGUAAUCCUUUAGUUUGAUUGUGUGUGCAUUUUUUGUUAGCGUUGAUUUGUAUUUUAUUUGAUUUUUUUGUGCAUUUAUUUGAUUUUUUUUACCUUUUAAUGUUUACACUUAUCUUUUUGGAAAAUGUGAUGAUAUCCAAAUAAUUUUAAAUUGAAAUGAAAAAUGUAUAUUUAAUGAAAAUAAAUAAAUAUAAAUAUUCAUAUAAAAAUAUAUAAAAUAUCAAAUCAGUAUGAAUAUAAAUACCAGACAAACAGUCUUGCAUCUUAUGUUACAAAUAUUUCUAUUACAAAAAGAGGGGAAUUAACAUUAAUGGGGUGCAUAUAUAUGAAACAUAAAAUGCUUGCAUAAUGCAGAGGACAUAAUUUUUUUCUAUAUAUAUUAUAACAUACUGGUAAAAUAAAAAAAUAAAAAAAA